AUGCCUCCUAAGAAACGCAAAGCCGUGAAGCGAAAGACAGAGACCACCGUCACCACGCCGGCAGCCGUGGCAGCGGCAAAGAAGAACUCCCCGAAGGCAGUGAAAAAAAUCCCGCCAAAGCCAACAACAGCCAAGAAGCGCGCGGUGCAGCGACUCCGCACCUCACCAGCCUCGCGGGUGGUCUCGAAAGCGGCAACACGGAAGGCAAUCGUUGUGAAGGCCACCGCAGCUGCUGCCAAAGCGAAGCCGGUACGAACGCCGAGCAGCAGCGGCAGCCACACAUGUAGUGGUGCCUCAUCACAGCACUCGACUAAGACGCCAGAGAGUCGUCAGACAGCUGAGAAGACCGCCGCCCCUAGCACAGUAAGGCGAAAGUCAUCGCCAUCGCCGUCACCGCCUGCUGCAACGAGAGCAGCGGCCGUGGCAAAGCCGGCACCAACCACCGGGACACAUCGAAGGAGGUCCACAGCCAAGCAGCCGCCUCAGACAGACGAAGAGCUCGACGAUGGCCGCAUCACCAGCCGCGCCGAAGAGAACAAGGCGGCGCAGACUGACAGAAAGGAUGCGCAUGAUGAUACGGCGGCGGCACCAUCAAGACCAACAGCACUGACAUCGACGGCGACGCGAGCGGCGCCGUCCAUCGUCGUGGUAAUUGUCAACGAGAAUAAGAGCGAAGACGAGGACAGCGAUGACGACGACACGAUUCUCUUCCGCAGUGGCGUGGACGUCGCUGACAUGGUUGGCGCCACAAGGAGCAGCGACGGCGCUCGCCAGAGUCACCGCGACGCUCUGCCGACGCUGCCUCACGUCUCACUCAUGGCGUCGACUGCCACAGCAGUGGAGCAGCGCCUCGUCUCGUCCCCAGAGAUCUCACCAACUCAUCCCCUUCACCUCCUCCACCGCGAAGCUGGGGGUGGUGGGAGCAGCAGCGCCACCCUAGAUCUUCGCCGGUGUACGACACCCCCAUUGCAACCGACCGAGCGCGGCGCUGACAGUCUAAGCCGUCAAAGCCCUGAGAGCAGCCCAGAGGCCCUCAUGGCAGACAGCGAGAGGAAGUCCAGCAGCCACCGGUGGCAGCGGCAGUUGUUAGCCAGUGGCACCCCAGCCACGCAGCAUCUGCUCCAGGAGAACGAGAAAGGCGAGGAGAUGCUGCAAGACGACGGCGAUAGACACGGUGGCACUUCCCCCGUGCAUGCAACGGAGACAGUCAAGCAGUUGUUCACUCAACCUGCACGCUCCAUCUCACUCACCCCAACAUCCGCAGAUGACUCGCUGAAUGGCACCCUCAUCAUGGGCCGCGGCAGCGAGGAGGACGGCCUCGAGGAAACAGACGCUCAGGCACUUCACCGACGACAGCAGCAACGCCAUCAAUACCAGCCAUGUCCUCUGGGUCUCAGCAACAUCGCCACACGCGGUGACAGCGAGAGCCAAUGGAGCGUGGAGAGAGGGACCAAGGGGCCGCCGCUGCCGCCAGGCUCGGCCACAGCCGCCACAUCGCCUCGACUACCCUCACUGGUGCCACGUGACGGCAGCGGCACCGAGGAACAUCGUUGUGGCACAUCAUCGUGGUUAUUGUCGACGCAGUCGUCAGCAUUAAAAGACGACGAGGUUCUGUCGUCGCAGCAGCCCAAAACUGCGGCGUCUGUCGCUCCGUCCUUCCCCGCCCCGGCGGGACACCUGCGGAUGGGUGGCAACACGAGCCGCCAGCACUCUCCCUCAGCCUGCUCGUACGCGUGGCUGAAGCAGACACCGGGUGGGGGCGUGGUGGAGGCGAGCCACCCCGCUGCGCCGCUACCCUCCGCGACCCCGUCCUCCUUCCCUACUCACCCGCUCUUCCAGCAGCAGCAGUGGUUAUCAUACGCAUACCCUAACCUGAGCUUCACCUCCCCAUCCUCCUCUCAGCUCACGCGACUCGCGGAUAUGGAGACAACUAGAGCGGCCGACGCCGACGUGGAAGAGAGUCAGGCCCCGACGGCGACAACCCCGCAGCGGCAGCGACGGCGAGAACCUCCUGUGUGGCGAUCCCCGCAGAUUACGCGGCUGCCCAAAUCAUUAAGCGUCUCACCGACGUCCCGGCGCGGUGACAGUCGCGAGGGCGCUGUGAAGGCUAGCGCCGCCUUGCCCGCGGCCCAACUACCAUCACAGACGCAGCCUGUCGCAUCCUCUGCGUCUCCAGCCUCCAGCUCCAUUGGAGAAACAACACAGACGUUCACGCAGGCCUCUGCGAACGCGGCGGGUGGCUCGGAGGCCCCAUUGCCAGUAGUACCGAGUGGGCCGACCACAGCAUCAGCGGCCAGUCGACCAUCGACGCAGCUCAUUACGAAGGCGGCGGCGACGCGGCCCAUUGCCUCCCCGGGCACCAUGUGGAUCUGCUUGGAUGAUGACGACGAUAACGACAGCGAAGGCGAGGACGGCGUUGCGGAGGCAACGAGGGCGGUGCCACUCCACAACAGCAGCGAUUCCCUUCUCGUCUCCGUGAAGAAGGAAAUCGACGCGGAGGCGGACGGAGAAAAAACCGACGCAGUGCGGGUGCUGUCCGGGCAUGCAGCGCACUCCGGCACGUCGGCCUCGCCGUCGAGGUCGCCGCGUGAGCGGGGGAUGGCAGUAGGCGGAGGAGAACAGACAGAGGUCUAUGAGCGGCUGAGAAACCAAUGUCCCAGCCCGAGUAAAACAGAGAGCGGCGACGCUGUCGUUCGCGCUGACCAAUCGAGUGUCCCUGUCUCAUCCCCAGCGCAGGCCCUCCGCCGGCCACCAGCGGAGAAGAGCCACCCCAUCGCCGAGAUUUUGCCACCGACCUUUCGCCCCCGUCGACGUCCACCAGACACGUCUGCCGAUCUUGCACUCUCACUCGGCACUGGAAGUGCCGCCCAGCAGCGGCUAUCAAGUGGGCUGGGGCCUCACUGCUACAUCAACCUAGACGACGACACGGAGGAGGAGGACGAGGACACCAACGAAGCGCCGCCGCGUCAGCGCACUCGAGACGCACCCCCGUCGCUUGCGCUGUUUCACACAUCGCCAGUCACGGGCGGAGAGGUACAUGCUCAGCUGUCACUACCGUUGAUUAUCGAUGAUGACGACGACGACGGCACCCCAGAAGGUGACGGCGAGACGCACAUGACGGAGUCUGGUAGUCUGGAGGUGGAGAGGGAUGCAAUAUCGCUGAAGACACCAAAAACUGCGAGAGAUGCUCGUGUGGAAAGGGCGAAUGAAGUUGUUGCCAACGAGGAGGAUGACGACGGACUGCUCAAGAGUCCACAGAAGCCACAUGUGAAGGACUUUAUCUUCCCAAACCGGCUGGAUCCAGGGAGGCGCCCCUCCAGCCCCCUCUACCGGAGCAUCCACGCAUACCAGCAGCAGCUACAGCAGCUGGCGCAGGGUAAGGGAGAAGAACACGCGGCACGGCGCGUUGCCGCCGCCGCCUUGCUGCCGCAGGAAGGCGACAACGCAGACUGUCAUCAUCUACCACAGACCACUGUAAUUCCUGUGGCAACCAGAGACGUGACGGGCGCCGCCGCCGACGUUGCCGCGGCUGGCCAAGUUGCCCACAAGCGCAGUCGCGCGAAGAGCGCCAAGACUGGGGCCGCAGUGUCCACCCCAACGCUCCCGGACUGGGGCCGCCCAGCCGACGCGCUCCUGCGCGACUUCUUUCAUACCAAACCCACCAAGAGGAACUUCAUGGAGGCGGCGCGGAAUGUGCUCUCCCCGAUGCACUUUCUCCACCCUGGCGACUUCUGGGCCGCUUUUGCAUCAGCUGAGUUCGUCGGGGAGGGGAGCUUUGGGUUGGUGUGGCGCUGUCUCACGGUGGAUGGCGACCUCGUCGCUGUCAAGUCAUGUCCAAUCAUCCUGCGCACCAAGGCGAACAUUGAAGACUCCUUUUCCACGAUACGCGAGAUUGCCACGAUGCGCUUCCUGAACGAGAUGCAGGUACCCUACAUCCUUCCACUGCACAGCGCCUUCUUUGUCCACGGGCAGGAGGCGCUGCCGCCUCUGGCGCAGGAGGCGCUGGACUGGCACCGGCAGCUGCGCAAGAGAGCGGAAGAAGCAGCGCUGGAGGUGGAAGUGCAGCUCCUCUCCCGUGGAGGGCACCGCCGCGCCUCGCACACAGCGGCGGAAGAGAAUGCCGAGGACGCACUACUGACGCUGGAGCAGCAAGUAGCAAUGCAGAUGGAGCGGCUUGCCUCUGAGGAGGGACCAGAGGAGCGGGCCACACGGGCGCGGCUGCAAUCGGUCCGUCUGCCACGUUUCCUCUCCAUCACCCACGACGACUUAAUCCAGAGCGACGCAACGGCGUUCCUCGUGAUGGAACUGUGCGACGGCGAUGUGGAGGGUAUCCCGCGCAGCGACGGCAUUGCAAAGGGCGUGGUGUACUGCGUGAGCUCGGCGCUCGCAGCGAUGCACGAACUGGGACUGCUCCACCUCGACCUCAAGCCGAGCAACAUUCUCUUCGCCUACGAGCACGGGCCUUCGCAGCAGAGGCUGCAGCCGCAGCAGCAAUUCAGCGCGUCGGGCACCACGAUGGACGCUAUCAAGUUCUAUCUUUCUGACUUUGGCAACUGCCGCCUCGUCGGCCCGGACCCCAUGGACGAAGUGCAGGACUCGUACGGGACCUUCGAAUACAUGGACCUGCGCGCGCUACGUGAAGCCGUGUGUGGACGUCCAACCGACGCCUUCAGCCUCGGUGCGACGCUGUAUGAGCUACUCUACGGUCGGCGGCUGUACCCAAAGUGUCGGAAUCCACGCUGCGGCAGUGACGGCGACCACUCACGCGAGUGCUUCGUAGAGGUGGCAAGCCAGCCUGUUCUGCUGCCUACAGUCGGGUCGCCCCCGGCAGCAGCAAUAGUGACGCCGACCACAACAAUAGGACUCAACGCCGCUGCCGGCGGACACGCGCACGGCCACCAUGCACAAGUUCGCACCAGUGGCAACAACAGCCUCAACACCAGCGGCCCCUCUCUUACACCGCUGCAGUACCUCACACUGGCGCUGCUGCGGCAGUCCUGGGCGGAGCGCAUGGCAGCUGAGGAGUGCCGCCGCUACCUUGUGCAAACCUACAACAUCACCCAAACAGAAGACGUGAGUCCCUAA
Leishmania braziliensis MHOM/BR/75/M2904 is the source of this 5085-nucleotide messenger RNA. Its product is annotated as putative protein kinase. Gene Ontology annotation, cellular component: autophagosome; cytoplasm. Gene Ontology annotation, biological process: peptidyl-serine phosphorylation; autophagosome organization; autophagy. Gene Ontology annotation, molecular function: ATP binding; protein serine/threonine kinase activity. NCBI's taxonomy places the organism in Eukaryota, Euglenozoa, Kinetoplastea, Trypanosomatida, Trypanosomatidae. The record is from RefSeq and is a predicted model, not a curated record. The transcript has a single exon. Bases 1 to 5085 code for a protein of 1694 amino acids.